Molecule: messenger RNA, 1035 nt
Organism: Pochonia chlamydosporia 170
Lineage: Eukaryota; Fungi; Ascomycota; Sordariomycetes; Hypocreales; Clavicipitaceae
Product: elongation of fatty acids protein 1
Exons: 4
Coding region: 1-1035 (344 amino acids)
Biological process (GO): sphingolipid biosynthetic process; fatty acid elongation, monounsaturated fatty acid; fatty acid elongation, saturated fatty acid
Cellular component (GO): endoplasmic reticulum membrane
Molecular function (GO): fatty acid elongase activity
Source: RefSeq, a predicted model, not a curated record
AUGUCCGGCAUCCUUGAGCAGCUCCCGCUGCCGACGAUCGAUCGUCCUUUUGGCGUCCACCUAUGGCCUAUUUUCAGCAAGGCCUGGGAGGUCGUUGUUGGCUAUCCCGCCGAGGAGUUCAAAUUUGUCCCCUUUGAGACUCCCAUGUCGACCCUAAAGUCGACCUCUAUCUUCAUCGUCAUCUACUACAUGAUCAUCUUUGGUGGCCGUGAGUUGAUGCGCAAUCGUGAGCCAUUCAAGCUCAAGUCUCUCUUCCUCAUCCACAACUUCUACCUCACCGCUAUCAGCGGUAUCCUCCUGGUCCUCUUUAUUGAGCAGCUUGUUCCCGAGCUCUACAAGAAUGGUGUUUUCCACGCCAUCUGCCACCACGAUGGUGGAUGGACCCAGCCCAUGGUUGUCCUGUAUUACCUCAACUACUUGACCAAGUAUCUCGAGCUCCUGGACACCGUUUUCCUGUUCCUGAAGAAGAAGCCCUUGACUUUCCUCCACUGCUAUCACCACGGCGCCACUGCUCUGCUCUGCUACACCCAGCUGAUUGGUUCAACCUCUGUUUCUUGGGUUCCCAUCACCCUUAACCUGACUGUCCACGUCGUCAUGUACUGGUACUACUUCCAGAGUGCUCGUGGCAUCCGAAUUUGGUGGAAGGAGUGGGUCACUCGUCUCCAGAUCAUCCAGUUCAUUAUUGAUCUUGGAUUCGUCUACUUUGCCUCGUACACGUACUUCACCUCGACGUAUUUCCCCUGGAUGCCCAAUGCUGGCAAGUGCGCCGGCGAGGAGUUUGCAGCUUUCUCCGGUAUCGCCAUCCUCAGCUCCUACCUGGUCCUCUUCAUCUCCUUCUACUUUGCCACCUACAAGAAGGGUGGCAAGAGCACCACUCGCAAGUCUCUGCGCCGCAUGUCUCAGGCUCCUCUUCCCGAUCCUCUGCACGUCCAGGCUGCCGUUGCCGCCAACGGCAAGGGCAACGGUCACACGAAUGGUGCUACCACGACCGGAGCUAAGACCAACGGCGUCACCACUCGCUCUCGCAAAGCCUAA